GUUUAUAAAGCCUGCUCAACAAAUGAAACAAGCUAUAUAUUCUAAGAUAAAUUCCAAGAGUAGGCUGCAUGUGUGGUGUUAUUGUUUCAGAGCAAUGGCAUUUGGAACAAGUGAAAUCAACAAAAUGGACCAGUCAAUUGAGCCUUCAAAAGUAAGUUCUCCUGCAGCAGAGGGGAAUAAGCUGGGAACUGGUGACACUUUGGAGGACCAGAUAACAACACCAGAAGAGAAGAUGAAAAAUACUAGAAACAAGCGUACAAUCCAUGAUGAACAAAAAGCCAGCAGUACAAUAAACAUUGAUAACUCCAGGAUACCUAGAACAAAUUCUAUCUCACAUGAAGAUGGAUCAUCCUGUCAUCUCUUAUCUGGAGUUGUAGCGAAUCUCAAACUGCCUACAGAAGAGAAUGGAAUGUCGGCAGGCAUGGCCAAUAACUGUAAACUUGCGCCUUCGACCAUUUUGUCUGCUAAUUACAUAACCAAUUGUGUUGCCCAAAGACAACAUUAUUCAAUGACAAACGAUGAAACCCUGACGCCAUUGCAAGAUUUGGCAACAUCUGAUCCAGGAAGUAGGUUUUGUAAGAACUAUCCCGAAAUGGAGAAAAAUUGUGGCAAUAUUUUCUCUACAAAUCUUCUUAACAUGACAGAAGGAUCAGGAGUCACAGAAAACAAAUUUAAAGGAAAGGGUACUCAUGCAGUUGGAGCAUCUGUUGCUGCAUAUUGUGUAGCUGAAGCUUUUAAUGGAGAAAGCAGUAAUGAUAUGAAAAAUCAAGGAAGGAUUAUCUCGGCAACAGUAGAUGUCAAUCCAGGAGCAGAAAAAGAUGAAAGUUUACCUUCAACAAAACCAACUACGAGAUGCAGCUCUACUAAAGAUAAAAGUAAAUCUGGAAGUGUACCACCAAAAAAGUUGAGGAAAUGUGAGGCAUCUGUUCUUACUGGACCUAAUUCAAACAACAAGCCUUCAGAUAUUACAGGUGAAACCGAUGAUGAUCACAAAGAAUUGUUAGUGGCUGCUGGUUCAGUUCAUAGUAUACGCGAAAAUGCCUGCUCUUUUCCAUUUUGGAAGACAAUGGAGAGCUUUUUUGCUCCUGUCACUUCUCAGGACAUAUUUUUCCUCAAACAAGAACUGAAUUUUGUUGAGAACCUGACUCAGUCUCAGAUAUUUGGUGAUGAAUAUGAUAGACCGGGUGGCAUUAGUAGUUCUCCUCGAAGGGAAGUCAGUAAUUCAGAUCAACAAUCAAUAACAUCAACUGCUUUUGGUAGAUCAAAUAAGCCAUCAAAUAUUGUUCCUCCAUUGCUUCAAAGAGUCCUCUCAGCGUUCGUUAAUGAAGAUGGAGGUUCUGAUCCCCAUUGCUGUGAGAGAGUGGAAUUUGAACUUCAGCCAGAGUUAGAUAUGCAAGCUCAGAAGUAUUCUUCUGUGUACGGAUUAUGUUCUAAUAAAAGUGCUUCAACGUAUAGCACAGGAAGUAUGCUGUCUCCCAAUGACAAACUAUCUCUGGAACCGUGGAGCAUUGGUUUAAAUGCGCCUCUUCUAGACAGUAGAGAAGGAUGGAUUGAUCGAGAAAUUAAGCGACUUAGAGGGGAGCUGUGGCAAAAGGUUUCAAUGGUGAAGAAUAACUUGAGGAAAAUUGGAAAAGCUAUUAAAUGUGAGCAAGACUUGGAGAAAAGGAAUCUUGAAGAAUCUGCUAUGGAUCAGCUGGUUGAAAUGGCCUACAAGAGGAUGUUCCAGGGUGGUUGGCGAAGCAAGUCUUCAAGGAUUCGUAAAGUCUCUGAACGAGCUGCUUUGCCCUUUGUCAAACGCACUCUUGCUAGGUGCAAGCAAUUUGAAGACUCAGGCAAGAGUAUCUUCGGUCAGCAUGAUCUACUGAGCAGUAUCUUAUAUAAACCUUCAACUGAGAAAGAUCCAAGGCCUAUUGAAUGUGAUGGCUCUAUGAUACUUGAUAACAAAUGUAAACGAGCUCAUGGCAAAGCAAAGCGCAAAUGUUCAGAGAUUGGUCCUGCGUUGGGUGCAAUUCAGAGGCUUGACUCUCAGAAUAAUAACAUGCAGAGAGGUUCUUCUGGGUUACAGGAGACUUCAACUCCAUUAGACCCUGUAAAAAUCCUUGGUGAGACUGAAGAUCUUAGUUCUUUGUUGAAAUUUGAUGAAGAAGGCUUGUUAGAUGGUGACCGUAUAGGACUUGACGUGCCAAUUCAGAAGUGGAGAUGUUUCUGUAAUGUUCUGCUUGUGAAGUGGCUGAGUUCUACUUUCCUCAGCAUGAAGAUUAUUCCUUCUCUUUUCUUCUGCAGAGCAAUUCCUGAUUGAUACAGAUUUUAGGGUCUUCUUACUUCUUGGGGUUAGAAUUUUUAAAUUCCUGGUUAAGUCUGGUUUGCGGUAUUGGAAUGUUAUUCUGACUGUUUGAA
Molecule: messenger RNA, 2397 nt
Organism: Coffea eugenioides
Lineage: Eukaryota; Viridiplantae; Streptophyta; Magnoliopsida; Gentianales; Rubiaceae
Exons: 15
Coding region: 23-2299 (758 amino acids)
Source: RefSeq, a predicted model, not a curated record